Molecule: messenger RNA, 2034 nt
Organism: Penicillium griseofulvum
Lineage: Eukaryota; Fungi; Ascomycota; Eurotiomycetes; Eurotiales; Aspergillaceae
Product: Alcohol dehydrogenase, iron-type
Exons: 6
Coding region: 1-2034 (677 amino acids)
Cellular component (GO): mitochondrion
Molecular function (GO): metal ion binding; alcohol dehydrogenase (NAD+) activity
Source: RefSeq, a predicted model, not a curated record
AUGUCAGAAAUAGUUAGACCUGCUUUUGAAGGCCGUGAGCGCCCACUUCUUUCCUAUGGCAUCGCCUUUCCUGCAGCCAUAGUACGUCAUCUCGACACAUUCCAGGCUUCGCGCGUGUAUGUUAUCUGCUCAGGCUCAUUGUCACGAAAGACCAAUGUAAUGGAUCAACUGGAGACAGCCCUGGGGGAUAAGCUAAUUGGUCAUUGGAUCGGUAUGCGGAGCCACACUUUGUGGUCUGAGGUGCUAGAAAUUGCACAAGAAGUUAGCACUGCGCAUGCUGAUCUACUCUUGACCGUUGGAGCUGGCAGCUUGACUGAUGGUGCUAAGAUCAUUGCAUUGGUACUUGCGAACCAAAUUACCACACCAGAGGGGCUUGAAACUCUUGCAGAAGGCCCCAACAAACAAUUUGAUAUCAAAGCACCAACACUUCCGAUCAUUUCAGUACCAACAUCUCUCUCCGCCGCCGAAUACUCCAACUUUGCCGGCGGCACGGAAGACCGCUCAAAGCGCAAAUACAGCUUCCAGCAUCCAACUCGUGGACCUCAGCUCGUUAUUCUCGACCCGGAGCUAGCUAAAACGACCCCUGAUUCAAUCUGGCUCAGCACCGGUGUUCGUGCUAUUGACCAUUGUAUCGAAACUCUUUGUUCCAUGUCAGGCACGACCGCGGCAUCGGACAAACUGGCUCAGCAUGCACUGGGAUUAUUGGUCCCUGGCCUUUUGCGCUGUAAGAAAGACCGAUCAGACCGUGAUGCGCACCUACAGUGCCAACUUGGAUCAGUGGAUGCUAUGGCAGCCUGUACUAGCGGGUUGAUUGAACUAGGUGCUAGUCAUGGAAUUUCACAUCAACUUGGUCCACUAGGCGUCGGCCACGGCGAGACCAGUUGCAUCUUGCUCCCGGCUGUGUGCAAGUUCAAUGCUAAGUACAACGCCAACCGUGAAAAACAAGCCAGCGUGCGCCAAUUUCUGAUGCAAGGGCCGAUUGUGUUAAACGUGCUACGUGCCCGCUCGGUCAACGUAGAAUCAGCCGACUUAGGAGACAUUUUGGAUGCUAUUAUCCGCGAGCUGGGAAUGCCUCGGUCCUUAGGUGAUGUCAACGUGGGGCGGAGCCAGUUUGAUGCACUGGCAGAGAAUAGCCUACAUGAUCGUUGGUCAGAACUUGCAUAUACAACCAUGUCUCUUGCCAAGAACAUCCUCCUCUUCGGAGCAACAGGCAACAUCGGCUCAUUCAUCCUAGACGCCAUCCUACCCGAGCGCUCCCAAUUCAACCGCAUCGCCAUAUUUACUUCCCCACAGACAGCCGAAACCAAAACUUCCCAGCUGAACAAGCUAAAAGAGCAAGGCGUAGAAGUCAUUCAGAUCCCCCUAAUCCGACUUGCAGCCGCCAGCCCCACUGUGAAAUGGUUCCUGCCCUCCGAGUAUGGCACGGAUAUCAAGUACGGACCUGCUUCCGCGAACGAGAAGCCACACCAGCAGAAGCUGAAGGUGCGUGCGUAUCUUGAGAAUGAGAUCUCGCGCGACGACCUCGCCUAUUCAUAUGUAGUCACUGGUCCUUUUGCGGAGAUGUAUCUUAAUCUCAUGCCUGGGAUGGAGGCGGCUGGUGGGUGGGAUGUUAAAGAGCGAAAGGCUAUUUUGCUGGGCGAGGAAGGGAAGGGAGAUGUUAGUUUGACGACGAUGAAAGAUGUUGGUGUUCUCGUUUUGAAUACUUUACUUCAUGCUACGGCUGAGACGCGCAAUGCUGCCUUGUGUGUUAAUUCGUUUACCACGAGUCCUGACCAGAUCCAGGCGGAAUUUGAGCGCCAGCUUGGUGGUCAGCCGUGGGAUGUGUCUCGUACAUCGUUAGCGAAGUUGCGUGAGGCUGAGGCUGCGGCGUGGGAGGCUGGGAAUCCCGGGGCUACUGUGUUCACUUUGCGUCGGAUCUGGGGUGAAGGUGGGACGCUGUAUGCGAAGCGGGCUAAUGGGCUGAUUGGGGAGCCGAAGAUGAUGGGGCUGGAGGAGGUGGUCGCGAAUGAAAUCCAGAGGGUGUCGAAGUUGUAG